This is a messenger RNA of Angiostrongylus costaricensis, 285 nucleotides long. NCBI's taxonomy places the organism in Eukaryota, Metazoa, Nematoda, Chromadorea, Rhabditida, Metastrongylidae. The record is from the annotation of a GenBank genome assembly.
AUGCUGCACAUUCUAGUUUUUGCUUUGCAUUGCAUGCAAUGCGAUAAGAAUGCUGCGUGGUACUCGGAAGAGGAACACGAACGCCUCCUCGAACUGUGUCAGCACGGCAUGGUGCCGUUGACUCCGUGCCGGAAUCACUCGCACACUCACUGCAUCGUCAGCUGGUAUCGGAGCGGAGGCAGUACAGAAAAGGUUGUGACUGAACGGAAGUGUGGUGGAGUGGAAGACGUGACUGGAUGCACUUUGUAUAACUCGAAAAUCAGUCGAAAGGUAAGCACUCUGUAA